This is a messenger RNA of Triticum aestivum (bread wheat), 794 nucleotides long. Its product is annotated as stem 28 kDa glycoprotein. The transcript has 3 exons. The record is from RefSeq and is a predicted model, not a curated record. Lineage: Eukaryota; Viridiplantae; Streptophyta; Magnoliopsida; Poales; Poaceae. Bases 16 to 762 code for a protein of 248 amino acids. Gene Ontology annotation, molecular function: acid phosphatase activity.
UAGGUCGACAUCCGGAUGCCGACGUCCAUGGACGAGGCGGUGGCGGCGCUGCUGAUCCACGCACUCCGGCCGCUGCUGGGCUCCGGCAAGCACGCCGGAGUGGAGUGCGACAGCUGGGUGCUGGGCGUGGAGGCGCACAACGUAUGCGGCGCCAACAACGUACGGGACUGGAAGACGGUGCCCGCCAGCUGUGAGGGCUACGUCGGCCACUACAUGCUCGGUAAGCACUUCCGCCGUGACUCCAAGAUCGUCAUCGACCAGGCCCUCGCCUACGUCGACAGCCUCAAGCUCGCCGGCAACGGCAAGGAGGUGUGGGUCUUCGACAUCGACGAGACCACCCUCUCCAACCUCCCCUACUACGCCAAGCACGGCUUCGGGGCUACACCGUUCAACGCGACGAGCUUCAACGCGUAUGUGCUGGAGGGGAGCGCGCCAGCGCUGCCAGAGACUAAGAGGUUGUACAACAAGCUGCGCUCGGUCGGCAUCAAGCCGGUGUUCCUCACCGGACGGACCGAGGACCAGAGGGCCAUCACCUUCACCAACCUGCGCCGCCAGGGGAUCUCCGGCUGGAUGAACCUGCUGCUGAAGCAGCCCGGCUUCAAGGGCUCCGCGGUGACCUACAAGUCCGGCAAGAGGCAGAAGCUGCAGGAUGCCGGGUACGUCAUCGUCGGCAACAUCGGUGAUCAGUGGAGCGACAUCCUCGGCGUGCCCGAGGGUGCCCGCACCUUCAAGCUCCCCGACCCCACGUACUACAUCGGCUAGACCGGUUCCUGCCACCAUUGAUUGCUCCUCAG